AAGCUAGUCAAGGAGUGGGCUGACGGGAACACGCGGAGUGCCAGAAAAGGACACGAAACGGCGAGGCCAUGGAAAGGAAAGUCUGGUCCCAUUGAUGGAAAAACAGCGAGUGGGUCUCUUUCCCAUCCUGCUCCUUAUUCCAAACUCUAUGCUUUUUCUGUCCAUGGAAUGAAAAGAAUAGGUCGGCUUGCUUCCUCCCUAAGCUUCUCUGCGUGUCUUAAUAUGCGUGUGUGGGCAUUGAUUGCGAGUCCAAACACCGAGCGGAUCUCUGUUUCGAAGCUCUUGGAAGCACACUGAGCACGUUUCCCAACUUCCCCACGCUCUGCAAAUUCUCUUUUCCAAGUUAUUCUUUCCUCCGGAGAAAGCAUGGAAGCAGGGGACAUGAUGGUAAAGGACACCCACCAGCCGUCGGCUGAUCCCCUCCCGUUUGCCAGAAGCUAUCAGCUCGAGGCACUGGAGAAAGCACUGGAGCAAAACACUAUUGUUUUUCUUGAGACUGGCUCUGGCAAGACACUGAUUGCGAUCAUGCUUCUGCGUAAUUUUGCAUAUCUUAUUCGAAAGCCUUCGCGGUUCAUUGCUGUCUUUUUGGUCCCCCAAGUUGUGUUGAUUAAACAACAAGCAGAAGCAGUGAAAAUGCAUACUGACUUGAAAGUGGGUAUUUAUUGGGGUGACAUGGGAGUUGACUUCUGGGAUGAUGCUACAUGGAGACAAGAACAGGACAAAUACGAGGUUCUUGUAAUGACACCCAUGAUUCUGCUUAAUGGUCUACGGCACAGCUUUUUCAAACUGGAGAUGAUUAAACUUUUAAUAUUUGAUGAGUGCCAUCAUGCGAGGGGUAAACACCCUUAUGCGUGCAUUAUGAUGGAGUUCUAUCACCGGAAGUUGAAUUCUGAAAAGCAUCUUCUUCCUAGGAUAUUAGGGAUGACUGCAUCACUUGUGAAGUCAAAAGGGCCAAACUCACCAGAUGCUUAUUGGAAAAGUAUUUGUGACCUCGAGAAUCUUAUGAAUUCAAAGGUGUACACAUGUAUUAAUGAAUCUGUACUGGCUGAGUUUAUACCUUUUUCAAAUACAAAGUGGAAAAUUUAUAAGCACAUGGAUAUCCCAGUUGCCUUGAAUGAGAGCUUGGAAAGCCAUUUGAACUCUUUGAAGAUAAAGCAUGAGUGCACUCUGGAAAAGUUGGGUCUAAAGGAAUCUGCUGUGGAAUCUGUGAAGAAUAAAAUAUCGAGGAUAUAUUGUACUUUUAUGUUUUGUUUGAAUGAGCUCGGACUUUGGUUGGCUUUAAAGGCUGCAGAGUCCUUGUCCACUGAUGAAACUGAUAUCCUUUGUUGGGGUCAAUUUGAUUUGUUUGGUGAGACAAUUAUUAAGGAUUUCAGCAAGGGUGUGUUGAAGAUUUUCUCAAAUUAUAUUCCUUCCGAUUGGUCAAUUGGUGGUAAUAUGAAGGAUGAUAUGGACAGGGGAUUCCUAAGUGUUAAAGUUAUUGCACUGAUUGAGUCUCUCAUGGAGUACAGCUCUAUGAAAGAUUUGAGAUGUAUAAUAUUUGUGGAAAGGGUUAUCACAGCUGUUACAAUCAAGGACUUAUUGAGUGAGCUGCUCGUGAAUCUAAGUGGUUGGAAGACAGAAUAUGUAGCAGGAAACAACACAGGUUUGCAGUCCCAAACAAGGAAACAACAAAAUAGAAUUGUUGAGGAAUUUCGUAAAGGCGAUGUGAACAUCAUCGUUGCGACAUCAAUUCUUGAAGAAGGCUUAGACGUUCAAAGCUGCAACUUGGUUAUCAGAUUUGAUCUGUCCGCCAAUGUUUGCAGCUUUAUACAGUCCCGUGGUCGUGCAAGAGUGCAGAACUCAGAUUAUUUAUUGAUGAUGAAAAGUGGGGAUGAGGCUUCACUUUCUCGAGUAAAGAACUAUCUUUCCAGUGGAGAAAUUAUGAGAGAGGAAUCCCUGCGCCAUUCUUCAACUCCUUGUGCACCUCUUGAAAAUGCUUUGCUUGAUAAUGAAUUCUAUUGUGUUAAAAGUACAGGAGCAAUAGUGACCCUGAGUUCAAGCGUUGCUUUAAUUCACUUCUACUGUUCAAGGCUCCCUUCUGAUAGGUAUUUUAAAUCAUGUCCUAGGUGUGUCAUCAAUGAGGAGAUGAAAACUUGCAUUUUAUAUCUUCCCAAGAGCUGUCCAAUACAAACUGUUCAUGCACAAGGCAAUACUAAUAUAUUGAAACAAAUUGUGUGCCUAGAAGCAUGCAGGCAACUUCAUAAGAUUGGUGCUUUAACCGAUAAUCUUGUACCUGAGAUUGUUGUGGAAGAAGCUGCUGCACAAGAAUUAGGAAAUGUGCCUUAUGAUGAUGAGAAAGUCAUUUACUUCCCUCCUGAAUUGGUGAAUUAUUGUUCUAACAAUUUAAUGAUUAAAUACCAUUGCUAUGUGAUUGAGUUAGAGAGGAAGUUUCAGUAUGAUAUCCCAGUUCGUGACAUAGCACUUCUUGUAAGGAGUGAGCUGGAGCUAGAUGUUAGAAAUUUGAAGUUCAACUUAGAAGCUGAUAGGGGUCAUGUGGCAUUGCACAUGAAAUAUGUAGGGCUCAUCGAUCUCAGUCCUGAGCAUGUCAGUUUGUGUAGAAAGUUCCAAAUCACUCUUUUUAGAGUUCUUUUGAACCGUGAUUUGAAUAAACUGAAGGAGGUUUUUGGUGAGUUUCAUAUAAAAAACAAUGAGAUCAUUGAUUAUCUUCUGCUCCCAUCAGCCAGCUCACACGAGAAACAAUGUAUUAUUGAUUGGAAAUGUAUCCGAUCCGUGCUGCUUUCAUCUGACAAUGUUAAUAAUCAUGAGAAUUGUCUAUCACCAAAAGGCUAUGCUCGUAUGGUGCAGACAAAGAAUGGUAUUUUCUGCAGCUGCAUGCUUGAGAAUUGUGUGGUGUGCACCCCACACAAUAGCCGUGUGUAUUGCGUCGAUGGUUUUUUUUAUGAAUUGGAUGGUAACUCACUUUUGAGUUUGAGAAAUGGAGAAGCUAUUACAUAUAAGAAAUACUAUGAAUCCCGGCAUGGAAUUGAGUUGCACUUUGAACAUGAGUCACUGCUUAAGGGAAGACCCGUCUUUCAAGUGCAAAAUUACCUGCAGAGGGGCAGACUGAAGAAAGAUAAAGAGCCAAGUAACACAUUUGUUGAAUUGCCUCCGGAACUUUGUUUUAUUAUAAUGUCACCAAUAUCAAUUAGUACACUGUAUUCCUUCUCAUUUGUUCCAUCUGUAAUGCAUCGGAUUGAGUCCCUGUUCAUUGCUGCCAACUUAAAAAAGUUGCAUUUGGAUCAUUGCACGCAAAAUGUUAAUAUUCCAACCAUUAAGGUUUUGGAAGCAAUUACCACAAAUAAAUGCCAAGAAAAUUUUCAUUUGGAAUCAUUGGAGACCCUUGGAGAUUCAUUUCUCAAAUAUGCAACUAGCCAACAGCUUUUUUUUACCUAUCAAAAUCACCAUGAGGGCCUUCUAAGUAUUAACAAAGACAAAAUUAUAUCUAAUGCUGCACUUUGCAAGCUAGGGUGCAACCAUAAACUCCCGGGUUUUAUACGUAAUGAGUGCUUUGAUCCUAAAAAAUGGAUCAUUCCUGGUGAGGUGUGUGGAAAUAAUUUAUUACCCGAACAAGUUUCUCCUGCUAUAAUUAUGUAUAUUAAAGGGAAAAGGAAGAUAAAAAGCAAGACAGUUGCUGAUGUGGUUGAGGCACUGAUUGGUGCAUUCCUUUGCACUGGUGGUGAAAAAGCAGCCAUUUUAUUUCUGGAGUGGCUUGGUAUUGAGAUGGAUUUUGCAAAUAUACCAUAUGAGAGGGACUUUUCAAUGCACCCAGAGAGGUUUGUUAAUAUCCAUAAAUUACAGUCACUACUGAACUACCCAUUUCAUGAUCCUUCUCUGCUAGUUGAAGCACUUACCCAUGGCUCUUAUAUGCUGCCUGAGAUUCCGAGAUGCUACCAGCGCCUAGAAUUUCUUGGGGACUCAGUGUUGGAUUAUCUCAUGACCAUGCACCUCUACCAUGAAUAUCCUGGAAUGUCUCCAGGACUGUUGACUGACCUCAGGUCUGCUUCUGUGAACAAUGAUUGUUAUGCAAGAUCUGCAGUUAAGGCUGGACUACAUCGGUAUAUUCUCCACUAUUCCCCAGAGCUUCAUAAGCAGAUAAUUAAAACUGUUAAUAAUUUUGAGCAAUUACCUCUUGAAUCAACUUUUGGCUGGGAGUCAGAAAAAUCUUUCCCCAAGGUGCUUGGAGAUAUUAUUGAAUCCCUGGCUGGAGCAAUUUUUGUUGAUUCAGGAUACAAUAAGGAAGCUGUUUUUAAGAGCAUAAGGCCCCUUUUGGAGCCCCUAAUUACUCCAGAAACAGUUAAACUCCAUCCCGUGAGAGAGCUAAACGAGUUAUGCCAGAAACAAGGCUAUGCUAUGAAGAAGCCGAUGUUGUCUAGGGAGAAUGGUGUAGUUUCCUUGACAGUAGAAGUAGAAGCAAAUGGUAUAAUUUACACGCAUACCUGCACUGCUUCAGAAAAGAAAGUGGCCAAGAAAGUAGCCUCCAAAGAAGUUCUGACCUCCUUGAAAUGCAGCAUUUCCAGGUGGGUUGAUGGAUGCUUGACUUCUGCUAUGUGAGUUCGGCUGUUCAAAGGUGUCAUGCAGUGUUGCAGUAGGUAUUUAUAGUUUAUGUGUAUAAUGCUUUUAUAAAAAAUGGGAGUUUGGAGAAUUUGAAAUAGAGAAGUUGGUGAUUUCUCAUAUUAGUUUUUUAUCAUUAUCGUUUAAACUUGCAGUGGUCUGCCUUUUGUGGGACAGAAUAAAUAUUAGAUGAUGUCAAUGAAUUUACCGAGUGAUAAUAAUUCACCAAUAAUAACGCAUUAUCAUCUUCUUUUUUUUUUUAGACAUUGAAUUAAAAUUGGAUGUCUAAUAAUGGGGUGUUAAGUCAAAGUCCAUGAUGAGAAGUGAUAAAUCAUAUUUGGUAUUGGGCUGAAGUAAUCCAUAUGUCGAUGAAAUGUUUAGGAUCGUCAUAUUCAUGACAUUUGAUGUGGCAAUGAUCUCACAUUUUUUUAAAAUGAUUCCUCCUGUCGCCUAUGAUAUUUAGGACCAAUAGGUCAAAAAUGGGUUGUAAAGUGUGGAAAUCCAUUUCUCAUCUUCCAUAACAUAAUGUUAUUCAACAUUGUUAUUAUAUUCAAAAUUAAAAAAAUUAUAAUAGAAAAUGAAGUUAGUACUAUUAUUAUAUUAUAAUAACAUAAUAUAAUGUUGAAUUUUGAAGACUACUUUUCUCAUUGUUUUAGUUAAUUGGAUUAUUAAGUCUUGAAUAUAAAAUUUUUAAGGCAGUGACAUAUUUUAUGUAGUCUUAAUACGUUUUGUAGCUCAUAUUUUGAGCGAAAGCGGCAUGCACUGGGAAAAGCUACGUGAAGCGAGGAGUAAAAGCAUGAGAGGGGUCUACAAGCAGGAGGCUAAUAAUCAGCGGUUUGGGCUUUAACCGUCGACAGUUUUAGGUAGAAUGCUGAGGUGUUUCUUUUCUACUCCCAAUCGUCGAUGGUUUUAGUUAGCGCAAGUUACGUAUUUUCAAAUCGGGGGUCAAUAGAUUGAGCUAAUCAGAGGGAUUUUUUCCAGGGAUUGUUUAGAUAGGAUGUAAGGUUCAUGUACAUUUAGGGUUCGCAUAUAAUCAUUGAUUUGUAACUCUAAUGUAAGCUUUGAUAUUGUUUAUAGUGAAAAUGAAGUUGUUGCUCACAUGGACGUAAGAAAAUGGCCGAAAUACAUAAAUCUUGUGUUUUUUGAUUG
Malania oleifera is the source of this 5739-nucleotide messenger RNA. RefSeq names its product endoribonuclease Dicer homolog 2. Bases 367 to 4590 code for a protein of 1407 amino acids. Gene Ontology annotation, molecular function: ATP binding; ribonuclease III activity; RNA binding. Gene Ontology annotation, cellular component: cytoplasm; nucleus. The transcript has 24 exons. NCBI's taxonomy places the organism in Eukaryota, Viridiplantae, Streptophyta, Magnoliopsida, Santalales, Ximeniaceae. Gene Ontology annotation, biological process: siRNA processing. The record is from RefSeq and is a predicted model, not a curated record.